AUGGAGGCUGUUUCCCUUGCGGCUAGUAUUGCAGGGCUGGUGACUCUCGCAGAUCUCGUCUUCAGAGCAGCCGUGAAGUACCACAAGUCAGUCAAAGACGCACCGAAAGAGGUCAAGGCUCUAGUGGACGAGGUCAAAGAUCUCUCCCUUCUCCUGCACAAUCUGUCCUUGGUUGAGUAUGGACUGGCUGCGCAGCCCGACCCCGCGGUGCAGGCCAACGCUCGACCGCCAAAGCCUCUCCAUUUGCAGCAAUGCCAAAACCUCCUGAGACGUCUUCAGUCUGGCUUGCCAGAUUUAGAGGCCGGUUCUGGCCUGCAGAAAUUACAAGGCCGCUUGAAAUGGCCAUUUAGCAUCAGCGACACGAAAGAGAUGCUGCAAGCUAUCGGUCGCCACAAGCAGACCAUCAAUAUUGCCCUUACAGCGCAGUCAAUCAGCAAAUUGCAGAUCUACAUUGAGACGAAGAUAUCCCUCAACGAGAACCGCGAAAAGAUACUGAAAACCUUUCUCCCCGUUAACCCACGUGUUGAGUUCGAAGCCAACAAGAGCUUGAGGCACCCUAUGACGGCACUCUGGCUCACCGAAGGAACGGACUUCGGAGACUGGUUUAAUACCGAGAGGUCUCGCCUUUGGUGCAGUGGAAUCCCUGGAGCUGGGAAGUCUGUCAUAGCAGGUGCCAUUGUUGAUGAGUGUCUUCAACUCACUCAGAAUCAACCGAAAGCUGGUCUUGGGUAUUUCUUUUGCACAUAUAAGGAUCCACGCACGGUCUUGCCAUGUAACGUUCUUUCGACAUUGUGCUAUCAGCUUGCCCUCCAGCAUGAGGAUGCAUUUCAAAUCCUGGAGGCAUAUUAUAAAGAACUCCAUCCUUCUCCACAUCUCCCCAUGCCGCCCAAGACAUCCAGACUCAUCGAGGUGCUGCAUGAUAUCUGCAGGGUCUUCAGUCGCGUUUACCUUAUCGUUGACGGCCUUGAUGAGUGUGGUGAUCACACGGAUGAAACCGUCCGGAGCAUGCUGCGUGUCUCUUUAGCAACAGCGAACAAGAACAUCAAUGUCGCCCUACUGAGUAGAGACGAGCUUAUGAUUCGGGAAAAGCUUGAAGAUCACUUCGAUUGGAUCGAGAUCGAAGCUCACACCCAUGAUAUUCAACUCUACGUGGCUUCCCAGCUCGCUCAAUUGAUCGAGGAAAAAAGACUUCGCCUCAGAGACCCGAGCCUCAAAGACGAGAUAGUGGUCAAGCUUGUUGAAGGAGCGAAAGGAAUGUUUCGCUGGGUCACUUGUCAGCUCCAUCACCUCUGUGAGCUCCCCACCGACAGGGCUCGUCGAGAAGCUCUAGGAAAGCUACCACCUACACUGUUCGAGACUUAUGAGCGGAUACUAAACAACAUCGAGUCUCGUUCGGAAGCCGUCAGACAGCUCGUGGAGAGAAGUUUACUUCUAAUCUCUAUAAAUGAUCCAUUCAAAACGCUUACCUCGCGAGCGCUAUGUGAGGCUAUUUCCAUUUCAGAAACGUCGGACAGUCUGGACCCGGACGAGGUUGUGGACGAGCAAGAAGUGCUUCGAUGGUGCGGGAGCCUUGUGAAACUAUCGCAAACCGAUUGCAGGGGGCGGCAAACCUUUCAAUAUGCUCACUUUACGGUCCAGGAAUUUCUUGACAGAGGUUACGAUAAACAUCCGCUUCUGGGUAUAUACGGCAUCUCUGAAACGAAAGCCGAUUUGCUGUUUAUGCGACUGGCUAUUCGAUUCUUAACAUUGAAGAAUUUCGAAAAGUUUCCGACAGUAGAAUAUAUGCAAUCGGGGGAAAGGGACAAAAUGUUGGAAUCUCGGCCUUUUUACACGCCGGCAUCAACUUACUGGACCAUUGGAGCCCUUCUUGACGGCGAUCAAAAUACACAGGACCUUCUGUCUCGACUUUUUCAUAUUGAGAAAACACCCAACUUUUGUCUUUGGGCAACAGAACUUAUUAGAAACCUGUGGGGAAUAGUUCCUCUAGAAAAAGCUGUGGAGGUUCUUACUUCUAUCUUGCGACAUGAUUUUACCCCUUUGCAUAUGGCAGCUGCUUUGGGUUUGGCAGAUAUUUGCCACCAGCUCAUACGGAAAGGUGCCAGGAUCGAUCUUAUGAGUCACUAUGGUACUCCUUUGCAUUUCGCCGUUGGGGGACUCCAUGUUUUCCUCGGUCCCAAUGACGAUAACGAGUUGGCCAAGAGAGCCAGUAAUAGUAUAAACGGAGAGCGCUAUACGUUCUACUACGAAACCGUUUUCUAUAGGAUCAGUUCCCAGGAACAGCUGAAAACGGUUCAGCUGUUCGUAAGUAGUAAAGCAAAAACGGGCCGGCGACUAAGUACGUCUAUCGAAUCGUUCUCACUCCUCACUGUGGCUAUCUUGACGGCGUGUUCGUACGAGAUAAUCGCACAGCUGAUCGAGAACAGAGUUGUUGUAGAAGAGGAAGAUUUACAAAUGUUUGAUAGAAUGCACGAAUGUGCAAUGGAAGAAUACGGACCAAACGAUUUCAAAAGAGAGUACAAUCAGGGCAUGGCAUUUCUGCGCAUUCUUAAUGCUCUUCGAUUUGAUGAUUCAACUGGAAAGCGCUCAUCCCCAGAAGGCCGCUUGUUCAAGAAGACGGUUCAAUUCGCAUCCAAAAUGGCUUUAGAUGUCCCAAGCGAUCUCGCCCUGUCCUCCAUCAGUGAGGAGAUUUCUGAUCAAUUGUGUAGCGAGUCUGUGCUAUCCGCAAUUGAAGAUAACAACAUCACUCUGUUGGAGACUUUACUGUCAUCUCGACGUUGUCAAAACACAGACCUUUCCGACCUCGAUCCUAGGCGACUCGGCUGGUCGCCGAUACACAUUGCGGUAGAAGCAGGAUCACUGGACUGCCUUGAGUUUCUUCUUGACUGGGGCCUCGACCCUAAUUCCAUUACUGCAGAUAACCAAACUCCAAUUCAAUUGUCUACGACAUGUAGAAUCGAAGAUAUCAUGCAAGCCCUGUUGAAGCACGGUGCAAGUACUACUAAGCCUUGCGGCGAGUAUGAGACGUUAUGGCAUGCAGUUGUGGAUUCAAGGAAUACAGCCAUUCUCAGGCAUUUAUUAUGCCAUGAAAAUUCCAAAAAUAGAGCCUUGGCCCUCCGCACAGCAUCUGGUCAGGGAGACACUCCAAUAUGCCGAGCUUUGACGACACACUACCAAGAGGCGGUUUUUUUACUUUUGCAGUUCUGCAAUACUGAGCAUUACUGGAAGUGCUCGAAGCCUAUUUACCGCGCAGCAGCAGAAUUUGGAUCCUCUCAAGUUCUGGAUGUACUACUAGAUGUUGGUAUUCAGUAUGACAGCCACGAUGAGUAUGAUGGGAACCCUUUACAUUGGAUACAUAUCGACUCCGAUCUUCGAAUGAUUGAAAGGCUCAAAGUUAUAUUUUCUUGCAACCAACGCCGUACCAGAGACUUGGAAACUCCAUUCCAGUCACUGCUUGACAAGGCAACAAAAUUGGACUAUGAUUGUCAACCCUCUCUUGUUAUGAGCUUACUGCCAGAUGACCUAUUUACGAGUCCACAUCAGUCCAGAGCUUUGUGGUACUUUCUUUGUACCGAAAUUAUCCCAUUGGUUCUCUUUUCUUCCUCUAGCAAGACAUACUUCAGAAGAUUCUGUACCGACUUGUUGGAGAGAGGUGUUGCCAAACUUUAUGAAGAGGAUUCUAGCACAUCCGCUCUGAUUCCGCUAACCAGAGCUUUGAAAGGUAAACUCAGCGCCAGUGUUCGAGACGCGUUCGACGGUGGAGAAGUUUCACCAUCCGAGGAAGACUGGCAAUGGUGUUCGGACACAAUCUGUCGUCUACUGGAAGGCACGAAUUUCAAAAACGAACUGGCACGCGAGGAGAGUUUGGAUCACUUCUUGUACAUGGCGAUCCUGAGAAAUGACCAUCAUAUGGCGGGACUGCUUCUUGAAGUUGGCGUGAAUUGUCAUAUCAAAGGUGGCACAGUCACUCCCUUUGAACUGGCAUGCUUGCCUAGUCCCUCAGACACAACUGCUACUCUGAGUUGCCUUGUGGACCGCGCGAAACCCAAGCUCCUCACACAACGCAGUACUUACACGGACCUUGGCCCUCUUCAUCUUAUUGCAGGCCUGAUUAGAGACAGCAACGCUUAUUAUCAUGAGGGCCAAAGCGGUCAUAGUAGAUCGCUACACAAAGUUUACUCUGCCUGCUAUGCUAAGGACAAAUAUUCGAAAGACGUGGCCAAAACGUUGGAAAAGCUCGAAGUCCUUUUAGACGCUGGGGCCGAUCCAAAUCUGCCUUCUGACUCUCUCUCCCCCAUGACCUACCAUAUUCUACGACACCAUUUCCAUACAGCAGAAGCACUCUUAAACAGAGGUGCUGAUCCAUGGGUUCAAGGCUCUUUCACGUUAGACAGUGUCUUAGCAGCCAUUCUUACUCGAAAUGUCGCAUUUCUUGACAAAAUUACGCAGCAAGUGGCUCUACAUAACUACCCGUCCCAGUGGAAUCGCACUUACACUAUUGCUUUGUGCAAUAGCGACUUAUAUCCACAAAUUCAUGCGCUGCACGUGGCCGUUAUAUAUGGACACGUCGAAGCUCUAGAGUUUUAUCACGAUCGAGAUCUGGUAACGAACUUGGAUGUCAAAGAUGGAAAUCAACAAACUCCAAUGCAUUACGCCGCCUCAAAUGGAAACGUAUCCGUGAUCGACUACCUGGUGGCACAUGGCUGUGACAUUAAUGCUCCCUCCUCCUCAGGGUUAACUCCACUACACUUGGCGGUGCGAGAGCGCAGAACUGGCGCUGUGGACUUUCUUCUCAACCAUGGUGCCAGACAACAACCUUGCCAUGCCGGUCGUUCUCCUAUGAUAUAUGCCUACAACACUGGUUACCAACCUCUAAUACGCCUCCUCCAGAAUCAUUCCAACCAGCCAGCAGAAAUUCGAUCUGCAAUUACUGACAGAGGCCUACAAGAUAUGAGAGACGCACUCUCUUUGGCCAUUUCUCGCAACGAUCUCGAAGCAUGUCGCCGGAUCCAUCAGCUUGGCUGCCCCUUGGAUGUUGAGGUCAAACCUAAAAUCACUCCAUUGGUUCUUGCUAUUGAACUAAGUUGCAGUGCAAGUCUUGUUGAAUGGCUUCUUAACAGCAAUGUCCGGAGCUCAGCACUGUGUUGGCAUGAGCGAUUGGGGCGUCUCCUAACUCCCCUUCAUCUAGUCUUGAUGAAUCCAGCGUAUAACUCCAUUCUCGGGGCAGUGGUUACUAAGCACCUCCAAGAGGGGGAUUUGUCAAGUAUGCACCAUUGGAAUCCCUUUGUUAUCGCUAUAGAGUAUCGCAACACUCCGGGGCUCCUACUACUUUUAGAAACACUAAAGACUCACUGCUCAGCCAAGGACUUCUCUUCCCUCGUGAAACAGACCAGCGAUAGCUAUAGCCAGUACGGGCCAAUUGCAACUUGCGGGAGACACAACAACCCGGAGGCUUUGAUCUACCUAGUCAAUUUUGGGGGUAGCAUAGAUUGCUGUGGAGACCUUUUUUUGCAGGCGUUCUCUGAGGCGGCAAAAUGGGACAGUUACCAGGUUGCUGAGUACCUGGUCUCUCGCUGUACCCGACCUGUUGAGAACCCAUCCUUUGCCACAAACCCCCUACUGAGCGCGUGUUUCGAGGACUCAUUCUCUGUCAUACAACUUUUCUUAAAGACGUGCACCAUAUCUGACACGCUGGACUGUUUUGGAAACAAUGCGAUUAACCUUUUAGCCGAUAGCACUAACAGCAAUCCCGGAACUCCUAGUCUAGCUGUUCUUAUGUCCUUAAUCGACCAUGGUAUAGAUCCCUUCAUAAACAACGACGUCGGAAUAAAUGCUUGUCAUCAUAUACUAGCUCAUGAUUUCUCGGCCUAUCUUCGAUACAUUCUGGUCCGUUUCCCGCGCUGCUUCAGUAAUCAACCCUUCAGGUGGCCGCCUGCCUGGGCAUGGUUCCCUCCAAAGUUGGGCCUCAGAAGGCUGGGCAACAUAUCGCGGAACCUACGACUUGUCCGGCCAUUUGUCAACGCCACUGAAUUUCGCCUUCUUACAGAUCUCCCAUCUUGUGAGGGGCACACUAUGCUCUGCCAGGCUCUACUUCAGGGACCAUCUGAAGUGUUUCGCAAGUUCAUCGAACUCGGCGUUGACAUUGAGCGACCGUGCAGAAAACACGGAACGCCUCUUGUCGUUGCGCUAAACACAGGUUACCUAUUAGCUGUCAAGUGCCUCGUCCACAGCGGCGCCAAAUUCUCACUAAGCGAUUUGUUAAUCUCUGGAAUGCUCCGCACAUUAUCGAACGACAGUGUUAGGGACUGGAGAAAACAAAUCCCUUCGAAAAUGACUGCCUACUUCCACCUUCUUUGUCGACGACGACCCGAUGUGGAGAUGCGUUGGUACGCACCCCGACUGCGACGCUUCAUUCGAAAGAACCAAAAAAAGCACCAGUACACCUAUCAACUCUACAGAGACGACACUGUACUUCGAGUAACAGUCAUCUGUGAUCCUCAAGAGGCGGAGGUGGAACAGGCUUUGCGCGAUAUGGGCGAUGCCAUGGUCAAACACCGGCUCCACCGUGACUGGGACUGUUUCGGCAGUGUGCUGAAUGAAGACCCCACUGAGGUUCCUGCUGAGGAGCUUGACAUGGCUAAGACUAAGCCUUGGCGUGAGCCUAAGCCCAAGCCUGAGCCCAAGCUACGUGAGGGAGCUAAAUUCGCAGGUUUCUUCAGCUUCUUCAGCUGCUUCUAG
Messenger RNA from Fusarium sp. VM40, 6735 nucleotides. Lineage: Eukaryota; Fungi; Ascomycota; Sordariomycetes; Hypocreales; Nectriaceae. The record is from the annotation of a GenBank genome assembly.